GUUUUUCUAACAUUGCUUUGUUAAACCUUCGAUGUGUGAAAACUACCAAAGGUAACCUCAAUUUCAAAGAUCAGACUUGCUUUAAAGGAUCUUCCAUGUGACCCAAAAGUUCCAUGAUGCAUCUCAAGCUGCAUCUUUCAUCACUCCUGGUCACAUUUGGUUUGAUCAGCGCUGCAGUAUCAAGUUUGUUGAGAUGUGGGCAAAAAUUUACCCGAUCACAUUUGAUUGACAAGCGCAUAGUCGGUGGUGUUACAAGUGGAUCAGGGGGRUGGCCAUGGCAAGUAGCACUACUGCUGGACAAUCGACAAGUGUGUGGGGGCUCAAUCAUCAAUCCUCACUGGAUUAUCAGUGCAGGUCACUGCUUCAAAGCUACUGAUAUUCAAAGCUCUAACUACUGUAAAAGAACAAUAGACUCAAGUGCCGAUUGUCAAGAAAACUGUACAGGUGAAAUAACGAAGGAUUACGGGUUUUACUUUAUAUUUGAUNAAUUUGACAAAAACAUCUACCCAAUCUGCCUACCGAGUGAUAAAGUUACCAGCUUGGUACCAGGAAAAAUGUGUUUCAUUACUGGCUGGGGUAGAAAUGGCUGGAAGGGGACUAGGGCAAACAGAUUACGGCAAGCCUCUGUUCCUCUGAUUUCCCAUGCUGAAUGCAACAAGAAAGAAUCUUACCAWGGAGAAGUACACGAAACAUCCAUCUGUGCUGGUUACGAAGAUGGAAGUGUCGACGCAUGUCAAUCUGACAGUGGAGGACCGCUGUCUUGUCAAGAGCGYGGGCGCUGGUAUCUCGCUGGAGUAAUUUCAUGGGGGAAGAAGUGCGGUCAGCCGCAUAAGUUUGGGGUGUAUGCUAAUGUGAAAAGACUGAAACCUUGGAUUAUUGACACUAUGUUYUACAGUAAAUAGUAUUUGGCUUGUGAGGUUAAGACAAACCCCCUGUAUACAAAAAUCUUUUUGUACCUUUAUGUGUGUACAUACUCAAAAGUAAAAGCUCAGUYCCAGACCCUUUUUUACGGUCGAGUUUAAUUUCAAUAGGUUUAAGAUCUACGCAACUGAUUAAUGCUUAGGCGAUGCGCAUGUAAGUGCAUAGAUUUCAUAAUGACAAACACUACGACAGUGUAUAGAUACCUGCUCACACRRCACACUUGUGGUGUGAACUCAAACGUACGCAGGAGAAUGCAAGUUCUUUUGGAUCCUUUUUCCAAGCGAUCAAUAGCUUGGCCGAARGGUGUGGGACAAGGCUAAUACAAAUCAAUGCAUGCAUGUUUUGGGSGUSSCUUUYYWUUACAUAUUGCACAUGCAAUAUUCUUUCAAUAUUGUUAUUGUUAAGUCUUAAUAUGGAACUUAUCCACAACUCAAAGUCGAUAUGUGAAUUCAUAAUUCUCAGUGAUAAUAAAGUUCAAGUGCACAUU
This is a messenger RNA of Exaiptasia diaphana, 1408 nucleotides long. Its product is annotated as transmembrane protease serine 11D. The coding region runs from base 114 to 902 and encodes 262 amino acids. Gene Ontology annotation, biological process: proteolysis. NCBI's taxonomy places the organism in Eukaryota, Metazoa, Cnidaria, Anthozoa, Actiniaria, Aiptasiidae. The transcript has 5 exons. Gene Ontology annotation, molecular function: serine-type endopeptidase activity. The record is from RefSeq and is a predicted model, not a curated record.